Molecule: messenger RNA, 775 nt
Organism: Drosophila biarmipes
Lineage: Eukaryota; Metazoa; Arthropoda; Insecta; Diptera; Drosophilidae
Product: acylphosphatase-1
Exons: 1
Coding region: 255-566 (103 amino acids)
Source: RefSeq, a predicted model, not a curated record
AAAUUAUUUGCCAAGUCUUCUGAGAGGCCUUAGUUUCUUCGCUGCUCUGGGAAGAAUGUAACCUGCUGUUGCGGCUGAUUUCUUGCCGCGAUUAUGGGGCACGAUAAUUGGGCGCAAUUACCAGCGGAGCUGGAAGUUCAAAGUCAGGGUCAAGGGGCGCUCAGUUUUCGCUGUCAAGUUCAACGAGCCGUUUUGGGGGCAACAAAAAACUACAUCAAUAUAUACACCUUUUUUGGCAAGAAAGCCCAGUCGACAUGGCCAACCAAAAAGAGCAGAUCAUGGGCUGCGACUUUGAGAUCCGCGGCAAGGUUCCGAAAGAGGCCUUCGAGCUGUUCGCAGUGGCUCAGGCCAAGACUCUGGGCCUCCGGGGAUUCAUCACCCAGGUCUCCGAGGAGAAGUUCAAGGGUCGCCUGGAGGGCGAGGGCAAGGUGAUCGAUGCCUUCAAGAAGCUGGUCCUGGCCGCCGCCGAGUACGUGCAGGCCAUCAAGGAGUUCAUCAUCAAGAACCUGAAGGUCAUCCAGGAGUACACCUACAAGACCUUCGAAAUCAAAGUGGAGCAAAAGUAGACCAGCCCGAAUUUGAAGGCCAGGCCAUAGAACCCAAAAGCACUAGAUGUUGGAAAGAUCAAUUAAAAUUUAAAGCUAUUAUUUAUCAAGUAUUAUUACCCCCGAAAAUCUUUUCCUUUUGAUCAAUACGUUGCUGCUCUAUAAAUGUGCUUGAGAACAUUAUAGCUUGGUGGCAUAAAAAAAAAUAAAUAAAAAACAGCUGCAACCCA